AUGGAUUUCCAGCGGGGAACUACUGUACAACUCGGUUCAGUUGAGUACCUCAGAUAUUUGCCCGCGGAGCUUUCGAAAGAACUGAAGGAAUGUGACAAAAUAACACCCGUCGUCGUUCUUAACUCCGUUGGUUCGGAUAUUCUGCUUGAGAAUCUGGAGAAUACACUCGCGAAAUUAAUCGAGGAAGAUGAUGUCUUUACAUCAGAUUUCAUGGCGAACAAUCUGUUGGUGUUCCAGAGCCUGCAACUGGGAAGUUCCAAGGCCAACCUUCCGGUGGAGGUCGUGGAAUAUCUGGAGAAAACAGCAACAAGGUGCUUUUUCCUUCAAUGGACAAGUGACGAGGAUAUUCUUCCCCAAGGUCCCUACUUCGCUAGUCACAAAGGUCUACACCAGGCCUGGAGACUAUACGAAGACAAGCUUGCUGCAUUCGUCUCAACCACCUUCCCGGCCGAUCAUUCUAAUUAUGAGUUCAAUCCAGUAGGGGUUGUCGCUGGAACCGGCCUCCAUCGAGCGGUUGCUGUGCCGUCCCGUUUAUACUAUCCGAGGAGCGCUGCCAAGCCUCUGAACGGCAUCAGAGUCGCUGUGAAGGAUAACAUACACUUGAACGGGGUUGUCACCACACUAGGCAGUCGCUCAUACACGGAAUGCUAUGGUGUUCAAAAACAAACAGCAACAUUUGUCAAACAUCUGAUUGAUCAGGGAGCUGUCAUCGUCGGUAAAACUAAAAUGUCUUCUUACGCCGGUUCUGAAAUUCCUCCCGAAAAAUGCAUCGAUUACUUCCCUCCGUGGAAUGCGCGAGCUGAUGGCUAUCAAGGCCCAUCAGGGAGCUCUAGUGGCUCAGGUGCAUCCGCUGGGGGCUAUUCCUGGUUAGAUCUCGCCUUCGGCACUGACACUACUGGGAGCGCGAGAAUGCCUGCUGCUGCUCAUGGACUCUGGGGAUUAAAGGCGUCCUGGAAUCUUUUUCCAAUGCAAGGAGUGGUUCCAAGUGUCCCGCCCUUUGAUUCAUUUGGCAUAUUUGCGCGUAGCUAUAGUGAGAUACAGCGUGUGCUUCUUUCCUCCGGAAUUCCUGAAUUGGACGAGAGAAAGUUACCAAUUAGAAUACUAUACCCUACGGAUUGGUUUCCGUACAAAAAUCCUGCUCAGCAGCAAAUGACCGAGGAAUUCGUUGGAAUUCUAGAGGAACUUCUUGGCGUGACACGUACAAAUAUUUCGCUGAAAGAUGAAUGGACCCGGUCAGCACCAGAGAAUUUCCGCCAGAUUCCAAUUACUGAGUUCUUGUAUGAUAUUAUCAAAAUCUCACAGGCCAUCAGCCUUAUGGAAAUGGGAGAAGAGAUCACUGAAGAAGAGAGGGCCCAAUCUGAUGAUGAGACCAAAGUCUAUAGAGAUUGGAUUGACGAGAAGAUCCUCACGAAAGACUCAUCUGGUGCCCCUGAGGCGAUCAUGAUCCUACCCCUUGGCAGACCAGGGCCUAACUAUCGGGAUAUUGUACCACCACAACAGUACGUCACAUUGGAUUAA
Molecule: messenger RNA, 1518 nt
Organism: Penicillium cosmopolitanum
Lineage: Eukaryota; Fungi; Ascomycota; Eurotiomycetes; Eurotiales; Aspergillaceae
Exons: 8
Coding region: 1-1518 (505 amino acids)
Source: RefSeq, a predicted model, not a curated record